CUCCUCGUCAGCCGCAAGCUCUUCAUCUGGUCCCUCUCCCUCCUCCUCGCCUCCGCCGUCCUCGCCGGUUUCAUAACCCUAAUCGUCAAGACCGUGCCACGUCACCACCGCCCCCCUCCGCCCCCGGACAACUACACCCUCGCCCUUCACAAGGCCCUCAUGUUCUUCAACGCGCAGAGAUCCGGGGUUCUCCCGAAGCACAACAACGUGUCCUGGAGGGGGAACUCGGGGUUGAAGGACGGGAUCUCGGACCCGGCGGUGAGGCGGAGUUUGGUUGGCGGGUUUUACGAUGCUGGGGAUGCGAUUAAGUUCAAUUUCCCGCAGAGUUUCGCGAUGACGAUGCUGAGUUGGAGUGUGAUUGAGUACAGCAAGAAGUAUGAGGCUGUUGGGGAAUUGGGGCACGUUAGGGAGACCAUUAAGUGGGGAGCUGAUUAUUUGUUGAAGACUUUUAAUCACACUGCGGAUUCGAUUGAUCGGAUCGCUGCGCAGGUUGGUCAAGGGGAUACAUCAGGAGGUGCAACACCAAAUGAUCACUAUUGUUGGAUGAGACCUGAAGACAUUGAUUACCCACGUCCAGUUCUCGAGUGCCACGCAUGCUCUGAUCUUGCUGCUGAGAUGGCAGCAGCUUUGGCUUCAGCUUCUAUUGUGUUUAAAGACAACAAGAAAUACUCUCAGAAAUUGGUUCAUGGGGCGACGACAUUGUUCAAAUUUUCGAGGGAUCAGAGAGGGAGAUAUAGCGAAGGCAAUGAUCCAGCCAAAUUCUAUAAUUCGACCAUGUAUUGGGACGAGUUUGUUUGGGGAGGGACAUGGAUGUAUCUUGCUACGGGGAAUACGUCUUAUCUUAGGUUGGCUACUCAUCCUACAAUGGCUAAGCAUGCUGGGGCUUUUUGGGGCGGGCCUGAUUACGGAGUGCUUAGCUGGGACAACAAGCUUGCCGGUGCUCAAAUUCUUCUUAGCAGAUUGAGGUUAUUUCUGAGUCCGGGCUAUCCUUAUGAAGAAAUGUUGAGGACUUUCCACAACCAAACCGGCAUUAUUAUGUGCUCCUACUUGCCAGUUUUCACCUCCUUUAACCGAACCAAAGGUGGCCUGAUUCAAUUAAAUCAUGGAAGACCGCAGCCUCUUCAGUAUGUAGUAAAUGCAGCCUUCCUUGCAUCAGUCUUUAGCGAUUAUCUUGAAGCUGCUGAUACCCCGGGAUGGUAUUGUGGUCCAAACUUUUUCUCCACCAAGGUUCUGCGCAAUUUUGCCAAAGACCAGAUCGAUUACAUUCUUGGUAAAAAUCCUCGAAAGAUGAGCUAUGUUGUGGGGUUUGGCAAGCACUACCCAAAACACGUCCACCACCGAGGUGCAUCAAUCCCCAAGAACAGGGUCAAAUACAGCUGCAAAGGUGGGUGGAAAUGGAGAGAUAGCAAGAAGCCAAACCCUAACACGAUAGUUGGAGCGAUGGUUGCUGGCCCAGAUCGACACGAUGGGUUCCACGACGUCCGCACAAAUUACAAUUACACCGAAGCAACUCUUGCAGGCAAUGCUGGUCUUGUUGCUGCCCUCGUCUCUCUCUCUGGCGAGAAUGAUGGUGUCACUGGUGUUGAUAAGAACACGAUAUUCUCUGCGGUUCCUCCGAUGUUCCCGACUCCUCCACCACCUCCAGCACCUUGGAAGCCGUGAGAUCUGUUUUAUUAUUAGUUUUGUCAUUGUUUGUUAGAUUAUUUUUUCGAUCUCAGGUUAUGGAGGGCUGACAGAGCAUUCUGUGGUUCAAGGAAAUUAGCCUGUGGAAGCUUUGAUGCUGCAGAUGGAUUUUCUAGCGGUGUUGUAUCAUGAAUUAAUUUUAUGAUGUAUAGUAAUAGUAUGUGUAUACUGAUGAGAUUGGAAAAUAAUGAACUUUCUAAUUUGCAUUGAUUUC
Molecule: messenger RNA, 1897 nt
Organism: Asparagus officinalis (garden asparagus)
Lineage: Eukaryota; Viridiplantae; Streptophyta; Magnoliopsida; Asparagales; Asparagaceae
Product: endoglucanase 9-like
Exons: 5
Biological process (GO): carbohydrate metabolic process
Molecular function (GO): hydrolase activity, hydrolyzing O-glycosyl compounds
Source: RefSeq, a predicted model, not a curated record